GAGUACUUGCAGAGGUGUCGCAUGAAGAUCUGGCGCCCCCUGCACCAUUUCAGCACAUUUACGAGUUUCCCAACCCCACAAUUGACCUGGAAUAGAUUCUAAAAACACGGCAGAUUUGGUUUCGAUAAAAACUACGUCGUAAAUUAUAGCGCAAGCCGCUAGAAACAUAAUCCAUUCGCGGUAAAGCCACUAUGGACGCGGGAGACACAGCCCCUGAUUCGUGGGAACAGGAGGACGAUGUUGAGGCCACGGCUGAUACCGAACUUCAGUCCGCCUUCACCGGGCUCAACGUCAACGCUCCAGAAUUCGUGCCAUCCUUUCUUUCACUGGGUCCACCGGAAAAUGUCACGUCCGAUGGCACUGAUGCAGUGGCCAGCAUGGAAAUCUCAGAACCAGUGGCUGCAGUGGAGAACGGAGAGACGGAUGCCAGCACAGUGGAGACGUGGGAGCAAAAGGACGAGACGGAUGAGGAGGAACCAGGGGGUGGAACCGCAGCAGAGACGGGAUGCUGUUUGGACGAGGCACAUGAUGAAAUGAUGGAGGACGACGAGGAGAUGCCCACACCCAAACUGCCUCCUCCCCCACCGGACGCCCCUAAAAAGGAACAUGUUAAUGUUGUGUUCAUUGGACAUGUGGAUGCAGGCAAGUCAACAAUUGGUGGACAGAUCAUGUAUCUAACUGGUAUGGUGGACAAACGAACGCUGGAGAAAUACGAACGGGAGGCAAAAGAGAAGAACCGAGAGACAUGGUAUCUUUCCUGGGCUUUAGACACAAACCAAGAGGAAAGAGACAAAGGGAAAACAGUAGAAGUUGGAAGAGCCUACUUUGAAACAGAGAAAAAGCACUUUACUAUUCUUGACGCUCCAGGCCAUAAAAGCUUUGUACCCAACAUGAUCGGAGGGGCAUCCCAAGCUGACUUGGCAGUGCUGGUCAUCUCUGCCAGAAAGGGCGAGUUUGAGACCGGUUUUGAAAAGGGAGGUCAGACAAGGGAGCAUGCCAUGCUGGCCAAAACAGCUGGAGUCAAACACCUGAUAGUCCUCAUCAACAAAAUGGACGAUCCCACUGUGAACUGGAGUUUGGAUAGAUAUGAGGAAUGUAAAGAAAAGUUAGUGCCAUUUCUGAAGAAGGUGGGCUUUAAUCCAAAGAAAGAUAUUCACUUCAUGCCCUGCUCUGGAAUGACGGGAGCCAACUUAAAAGAACCUUCUGAGCUGUGCCCCUGGUAUACGGGAAUACCAUUCAUUCCACAUCUAGACAGCCUGGCAAACUACAACAGAUCAAGUGAUGGUCCUAUCAGAUUGCCAAUUGUAGACAAAUACAAGGACAUGGGCACAGUGGUGCUUGGGAAGCUGGAGUCUGGAAGUAUCGGCAAAGCACAACAACUUAUUAUGAUGCCGAAUAGGCAUACGGUGGAGGUGUUGAGUCUGCUCUCUGAUGAUGUGGAGACAGAUUAUGCUGGGCCUGGUGAAAACCUGAAGCUCCGGCUCAAAGGUAUUGAGGAGGAAGAGAUUCUCCCAGGCUUUAUCCUAUGCAAUGCUGAGAACCUCUGCCACUCAGGACGCACUUUUGAUGCCCAGAUUGUCAUUAUUGAACACAAAUCCAUUAUAUGCCCAGGUUACAAUGCAGUACUACACAUCCACACCUGCAUAGAAGAAGUGCAGAUAACAGCCUUAAUCUGUCUGGUGGACAAGAAGACGGGAGAAAAGAGCAAGACUCGCCCACGCUUUGUAAAACAAGACCAAGUAUGCAUCGCCCGUCUUAGGGCUACAGGAACUAUCUGCUUAGAGACUUUUAAAGACUUCCCUCAGAUGGGGCGGUUCACCCUGAGAGAUGAAGGUAAGACAAUCGCAAUUGGCAAGGUGCUGAAGUUGGUACCCGAGAAGGACUAAAUGUUGAUAAAAGGACUGUCUUGGAGCACUCUGGGACUGAGGAGAUUGCAGUGGUGUGCCUGCCAGAUGUCCUCCAAACUGUUCCAUCUUCCCACUUGUGGAUCAGUUUAAAAAAUUACUUUGGAUAAAGGACAUUAUCAAAGUGACCGUGUCAAUUUUAGAAAGAAGAUCGGCGUGACAGCUUUCUCAUAUUGAGAGCUCCACUAUGCCACUCAUGUAGCCCAAUUUAAUUUUAAAUUUUAAAUUUUUUUUCCAGUGUCUGGUACACAUUUAAUCUAAAAAUGGAUGCAAUUUUCUUUUAAGGCAUUAGCUUUUUAAAUUGUUUGUUGGAAAUACAGAUGUCAGAAAGAGUCUUGGUGUUAUCCCAUUAAAAGGUUAAUGCCUACCUGUGUGCUCCACACAAUUAUACCCCCCCCCGUUCACUUUGUUACAGAAUUAUCGGGAAGUUAGAGACUUUUGACUCUUCAUUGCGGCAUGAAAUAAGGUCCAUACAGGGUCUACGCUUGCCAGUGACCUUGCUCUUUUACCUGGCAAGAGUGGUUAUUGUCAAGUUCAUAUUGAGGGCAGGCCAUACCAGGGAUGCCUGGGCACUUCAAAUAAAAUGACACUUAUGGUAGAGAUGUAUUUAUGCACAAGGUGACCAGAUAUUUUUUUUUUUACUGUAAUGUCAUUAUAUAACAAAAGACAAAUGCACUCAAGAGGUUAAAAAUAACUCUGGUCACAUCAACUGGUGUAAUUUCUGAAUAAUCCUGUUGGGGGAUGUAAACGUCGAACUUUCAAAAAAUAAAAUGCUAAAAAGAAACAAAAUAUGGAUAAUUUUGUCUUAGCUUUUGUCCAUUGCAUUCAUAAUCCUGGAACUCAUGUUGCCAUUUAGGAAGUCCCUAUGGAUCAGACUACACAUUAUUCUGCUAAUGUUCAAUUGAGCAUGGAAGGUGCUAGCGAGAACUCCAAAUGGGCACAAUUAAAGGAUUAUUCCGAGUUCAAUACAAGUUAAGCUUAAUCGACAGCGUUUGUGACCAUGUUAAACCACAAAAAUACAUUUUCGACUUGUCCCUCCUUUUCUUUAACCAAAAGCAAAAAAUCUGAGUUACAGUCACUUAAACAAUGACCGUUAAUGUUUUUAGUGAGACAAAAAGUUACGUCCGAUUUACAACUUCAUUGCAAUGCCGAUAUAUCUUAACACCGUAAACCACAACACUCUAAAUCAACCAUAGAUUAUAAAAAAAACUAAAAAAAACUUUACUAAUCAAAUAAUACAGUACAAUUUUAUUAUUAGUGCAGGCAUGAAAAUAAAAUGCAGUAAAACAGAACGAAUGUGGCGGGAAACAAAACUUGAAGUUAAUUAUAACGACAGCCUUCAUGCUUUCAAUGUGGAACUAGGCACAGCUAAGUAGACUUCUCAGACAUUAUAAACAGCAAUAUAAAAGACACCUGCACUCUUUUGCUGCUGUUGAGAGACUAACUAACCCCCAAAACAGGUUCCCUGUGAAAUGCUCUCUUACUUUUCAAUGAUAUUAGAAUGGUGAUCAGCUCAUCCUCAGGUUACACUGAGGUUACACAGCAGCAUCCGCCACAAAAACUCAUCUCCAGCCCUGAUUUUUUUCGAUUGUGCAAACAAAUUUUUUCCCAGCUGAUAUUUACUCUUCUCCAGAAUAGAAAUGAGUCUAAAAAAUUAUUUUUUGUCAAUUCAU
Xyrauchen texanus (razorback sucker) is the source of this 3577-nucleotide messenger RNA. Its product is annotated as eukaryotic peptide chain release factor GTP-binding subunit ERF3A-like. The transcript is spliced from 14 exons. The record is from RefSeq and is a predicted model, not a curated record. Bases 192 to 1886 code for a protein of 564 amino acids. Gene Ontology annotation, cellular component: translation release factor complex. Gene Ontology annotation, molecular function: GTPase activity; GTP binding; translation release factor activity. Gene Ontology annotation, biological process: translation. NCBI's taxonomy places the organism in Eukaryota, Metazoa, Chordata, Actinopteri, Cypriniformes, Catostomidae.